UGUUCAUUAUUAUUCAAUACAAUUUUGAUAUUUAUUAUUAUAACUAUAUUUUAAUAUAAAUGUGUUGUAUUCAUAACUUGGAACCAAUAACCCUCAGUUUCAUUGUACCAGCAGAAAAUGUUUACAGCUAACUUCGAUUAAUUCUUUCUCUUUUAUUUUUUCUUCGGUUAAAUUGUUCUUUUUUCUUUUACUUAUCUUAUAAACAUUAUUGUUGAGAUCAAAACUCAAUUUUAAUUACUUGAAAUCUAAUCUGUUGCUUCCACGCAACCGCACCCAAAUCCCGUUGGAGUUUAGGUUCACUGGUGACCGUAACGUGGUCCGCGCCCCCAGGAAGAGAUGGUACACGGGCAAGCCGGCAAGACGCCAAGAUCAGCUCGCCAGCCGCGCUUUCCGGUUAGCGUUUUAUAAAUACUGCAGACAGGCAAACAGUGCACCGAACACGGCAGACCAGUCGUGAGAUCAUUCGAGGUGCGUGGCCGCUCGACUUGCGCGACUUGCGCGACUUGCGAGGAAGAAAGAGAAAAGAUAGCGAGAGAAAGAGAUCUGACUUAUCUCUCAUUCUGAGGUGGAUUUUAUAGCGCGUUGUUCACCCUCGCGUGUGUGUAUGUGUUCUUCGCGCAGUUUCACCCUCGCGGAUGUUACCUCUUCCGGAACGCGCCUUCCCGGUGGUGUUAAUUGUGCCCCUUCGUGCCUCCGAGUGCCUCCUCGAAUCCCCGAUGCGGCGUGCACCGGAGGACGGAUUACGAGAGCGGCGGGGUGGUGCAGGUGCACGCGAUCCGUAAAUUUGCAUGGACAACCCCGGUGCUUGCCGUGCGUGUUUCGCGUGAAUCGUGAAUCGGCGCUUACAUAAAUAACCGACGACGACGGGGGACCGAUUCGCGAGUUCCAUCAACCAAUUGGGCGCGCCUGUUCGAAGAGCCGCGGAUGACGAUGCCACGAUGAGAUUUAUGAGCGACAGGAUGUAACAUCCGACGCGUCGAACCGUAAAACCUAUUCUCGGUGAUAUAUAAAAAAAAAGGGGCUGCGGAUUAGCGGCGGAGAAAGAAAGAGAGAGAGAGAGAGAGAGAGAGAGAGAGAGAUGAGCGGCAUGAAGAAGGCGAUCGGGGGUUCCAUUCACAGAAUACGGGAGUUCGAGCUCGAGAAGGUGAAUCUGAUCGACGAGUUCGACAUCCUGCAGAUCGUCGGCGAGGGAUGGUUCGGCAAGAUUCUGCUGACCGAGCAUCGCAGCACGCAGACCGAGAUGGUGCUGAAGGCCCUGCCGAAGGCGUACACCGGCAUCUCGGACUUCUUUCGGGAGUUUCAUUAUGGAUUACAUCUGUCGGCGCACCGAAACAUUAUAACCACCUAUGAUGUGGCGUUCGAGACAGCCGGCUUCUACGUUUUUAGCCAGGAAUACGCCCCGCUCGGCGAUCUCACGUCGAAUGUAACAGAGACGGGGUUGGGCGAGCUGCACGCGAAGAGGGUGGCCAGGCAGCUCGCCGCCGCGGUGCAUCAUAUACAUAGCCGCGAGCUGGUGCAUCGCGAUAUCAAACUCGACAACAUACUCGUGUUUCGCAGUGACUUUUCGCGUAUCAAGCUCUGUGAUUUUGGCGAGACCAGACGGGUGAACACCGUCGUGCGAAGGCACAACGAGUGGCUACCGUACUCACCGCCCGAAGUAUUGCAGAUCGACACUGACGAGACGUACAAAGCUCGCACGUCGCACGACGUCUGGCAAUUCGGCAUUGUCCUAUUUGUCUGUCUGACCGGAUGCCUGCCAUGGCAGAAGGCGGCAAUGGACGAUCCACGCUACACCAGAUAUCAAAACUGGCACAACGCGACGCUCAACAUCGCCAAGAAACCGAAAUUAUUUCAGCUGAUCAGCUCGCGGGCGCAGAGAAUGUUCAAGAGGCUGUUGGAUCCAAAGGCUGAAAAGCGGCCAGUCAGCGUGUUGGAGGUAAAUAAAUAUUUAGAGGACAGGUGGCUAGCGAAACUCGGGAUCGAAAAAGCUAUGAACGGCGGCGCCGACGAGAGGGACGAGCUUUGCCCGUCUAUGUACAGCUUCCACAGUUCCCUGGAAGAGAAGAAUCAACUUCUCCGCACGCUCACGACGUACGGCAUCGAGACGACGGUGGACCGUUCGAAGAAGAAAGAUCGUAUCAGGGAAUGGAUACAGGCCAGCGCGAUCGUCGAGGAGAACGAGGAGGACGAGUCGGAUAUUUACGAAGACUCGGAGUUCUAUGAAGAUGAAGAUCGGGAGAAUGACGGGAACGGAAGCGAGGAGGUGGAAUCGGUCUCCAUGAGAGGCAGACAUUUCCCGGAGAGGCGUCCGGCCGCCGUGACGAGCGCCGAUCCUAGGAGGAGAAGAGGCAGCAGGGCCGCGAGUCGUCGCGUCGCAUCGAAGAACAGGCCGCCCGUCGAAAGGAAAGUACCCUUUGCUCCUCAAGUGGCCGAGGAGCGGGAAACGAUCGCGCGGUUCGCCAGCUUCCCCAACGGCGAUCCGAAGCUCGCCGCCGCGAUGCGGAACGGCGGCGAUCUUCCCGCGACUUCGGCGAACCACGUCACCGCCGACGCACCGACGACGACGACGGCGGCGAAUAAUUUCUCGAGCAAUCCUCCUCAAUCGACCGCGCCCAGCGUCAACCAGAACUCUCGAGACGAAUCGCCGUCGACCGCUGCUGUCCCCGUAAAACGGUCGCCGCCUAAGACGGCUACGGGCAUCCCGGACGGCGGCGGGAGAACCGCACCGAUGAGCCCGCAAAUCCCGGCCAGGAAGAAUCGCGCUCACACGGCGCCGUUUUCGGACACGCGAACAUCGGCCGAGAGUCGGGCCGAGCUGGCGAGAAGGGCCCAGUCCGCGACGGUCCUACGGACGUCGGAAACAACGGAGGAUCAGCCACGUGCGUCGGCGAAGCACCCCGUCUCUCCGUAUCCGGUGACAGGUCGAGCACCGGCGAGAUCGAUCGGUCCGUCGGCCGCGCGGGCGUCUGACAGAGCACCCGCGGUGCCGAUAACGAGCAACGCGUCUCCAGCCGAGGCCCAACCCCCCGGCAACGCUGGCCGGAUCGAGGUCUCGUCGCAAAUCCCGACGUCGGCCGUUUCUCACGUGGCAACGCAGAGCUACACGGGCACGCUGCAGGCGAGCUCAUCGUCGAGCACGAGUAAACCCGGUCAGGGCCGGGCGGAGGCGGUGAACGUGGCUUACGGAAAAGACGCGUACCAACACUACGGCAUCGCCCAGGGAGUAAUCCUGCCGAUGAGAGUGAAUACUGUUAGGCAAGAUUCCACUGGCAGCGGUAGCCGAUCCGUGAGCAAUUGAGACACUAACUCGAGAACGUACACGUGAAUUCUCCUCGAAGUAAUUGGACACUCGAGCUAGUCAAUUGCUAUCGAUGUACGCGGAGAAAUACAAUUAGAUUGGAUUUAAAAUGCGAACCCGAAAGAUUCCUGAAGCGCGAAAAUAUGUAAUAAUAUUGACGUAGCUCUCGACGUAUCGCUACAAUUAAAGAUUAUCAAGGGAUUCCUUCGGGAAGCCAGCGCGUGUGUUGGCACAGGACAACGCGAUACUCUUCUCGAUGUGUAAAGCCGUCGCGAAAAAUAACGUAUGUAACAGAAUGAAUGGAGAUGUCACGUUACGUACAUUAUACUUCAUUAGUUUCGAGAGACACUUAUGUCGCCACGUGUCGCUCGCUUCGCCGAGCCUAACGGGAUAAAAUUAGCGCGGCGUCUCGAAGGAGUUGCACCGUGCAGGAAUGUUCCUGAGGCCAUUAGCGUCCGAACCGUGGGAAACGGUGAAAAUUUUUAUUGUCCCAACGUGACGCGAGGAUGCGCGCGUUUCAUUAACAGCUCCACUUUUCGAUUGAGAGCAGAGGGAUAUGUGAAAAUGUGCGAAUUGAAUAUUUAUACGUGCUUUGUGAUAUUAGAGAUCGUAUAUUAUCUGGUUAUGUUAUAUUAGAGGCAUCAAAAAGUAAUGUUAUUUUUAUAAAUGACGUAACCGGUGUAGUUUUAUCAAUAUGAUUAAUUUACCCAAUAAUAUAAUUGCCAUCGUUUUCUAUGGUCCGCUUAUUUAUUAAUUAAAUUUUUUAAUCCUCAAUCGGAAAAGUAAAUUAACUUUGAUUUGAAAAAUUGUCAUGUUAAGCUCAAAGCCGGUUAAUUUUUUUCGAGUAAAAAAAUUAAAAUUUUUUAAUUAACAAAUAAAUGAACAAGGACCAUUUCUCAGAGAAAAUUAUAACCAUUAUAUAGUUAAAUAAAUAACGAAUUAUGUUAACAAAAAUACAUACUGUUUGCGUUAUUUAUAAAUACGACAUUACUUCCCGCGGUUCCCUUAAUUCAAACGUAAUAGAUUUUGAGAAAUUCAAAAUACGAGAAACAUAUAAAUAUAAUGAUUUGUACAUUGAUGUGUGCUCUAAAGGCAUGUUACCUUCGAGAGGCGAUACUUGUUGUUUUAAUAUGUUACUUUAUUUUUCUCAUUAAGACAUUAUCACAUAUCACAUAUCGAAUGAUAAGUUAUUUGUAAUUUUGCUCGACGCGACUUGUGGUCGCAGACCAAGAAGAGCAGCGAGGAUAAAAUUAACGUUUCCGCAUAGACGUUUGAAUAUGUACGGUAUCAGCUCAGACAUGCACUCUUGCCAGUUAUAUAUAAACACAUGAAAAACAUAUCGGCCUGCCUGCGCUAGUUAUACAUCGCACGAUCGAUUUACAGAAAUACCCCAAUAUUUUUCGCAAUUUUCAGAACAGAAUAAUAAAAACAAGAGCGAUAAAUAUACACGCGUAUAUUAAACCGUUCGCGCAUGUUAUACAAAGCACGAAACGGUCGUUUAUUAUCGAUAAUAUUUUUGCGAACUGAUUGUCAGGUAAAGAUAUAUACAGGUGCUCCGCGGAGUUGCUAAUUAGUUAUCGGAUGUUCGAUAUUACCUGAUUUACCAUGGGGUGGCGACCGUGACUAUUAGAUAAGCUUCCUUCGGCGGCAAGUUUCGCUUAAACUCCGACGUCGUCGGGUCGACGGAAGCAAGAACGACGGCGAGGAUGUCGAGAACG
Molecule: messenger RNA, 5016 nt
Organism: Monomorium pharaonis (pharaoh ant)
Lineage: Eukaryota; Metazoa; Arthropoda; Insecta; Hymenoptera; Formicidae
Product: serine/threonine-protein kinase ppk1
Exons: 7
Coding region: 1079-3298 (739 amino acids)
Biological process (GO): peptidyl-threonine phosphorylation; peptidyl-serine phosphorylation
Molecular function (GO): protein serine/threonine kinase activity; ATP binding
Source: RefSeq, a predicted model, not a curated record